CGCCUCUGGUGUAUCCAGGGGUCCGUGUUUGCCCGACUAUCUAUUUUGUAUUGCUUAUAGGAGUAAUGAGAUUGAUCACGUUAUCUUCGCCUUUCAUAUGACAAAGACGGACCCCUGGACACACCAGAGGUGGGAUCGGUUUAAAUACAUUUUUCUGGUCAAAUUACAGCACAAGAAACAGUAUCUUUUGGGAUGUUUAUGAAUAUAUUAAAAAGAAAAAAGAAAGAAUCUUCACAUGUGGCAACCAUCUGUAAUUUGAUGCUACGUGUAACAUAAAGCGUUGGUGUUAUCAUUGUUGACCGAUUGAUUCCCUUUUGAUUGAACUGCCCACACACCGUACAUGAUAGCUGAAGGAAUCCCGUCGCUUUCAGUAAUGUUUAAAGACCCAAACAUUCGCCGGGUGAAGGAAGAUGCCACUGAGACUUAAGCCGAGACGCGUGGAAAGUUGGAGCUAUUGAAACAAGACCAACGGCAAUUGAUAUCAAUAUGAAGUACCCCACCAAUUACAAAGAAUUUGAAAAUUAAGUUGGAACACGAAAUUUCGCCUCAUUCAAACAAUUUUGAAUUACCCAUGGAAAAUAGAUCUUCAUAGUUUAGAUAAUCAAUAUUUUUUAUGAAAUAGUAUUUUGCAAGAAAAUAUCCAGAGAAUACGAUUUUAUACUCCGUGUGUCACGGAGGGCUUUCAAAGAAACCACAACUUCAAAGGCGCCAAAGUAGGCCUACACUUGGACUCCCGGUCCACGGUGUCCCGUGUUUUAGGAACAUACCGUUGGCUCAUACUUUAUCUAAAUAUGAAUAAGUACUCAAAUGAACGAAAUGUACAUGUAAAUAUUAUUUUUGUCAGCUCUAGAAACUUUUCUUGAUUACGUUAACAACAAUCUUCACAUUUCACCCUCACAGUUUUUACAAUAAUCAAAUCCUCUAUGUAUAAUUUAGAUACUUUUAUUCUAAGUAUUCUUGUUUACUUACUCAGUUUUACUUACGAAACCGGCAGAAAAAUUGCUUAUCUAACAUCAAACUGGAUGAAUCUCGUUCCUCUCAAAUCCAGUGUGCAUGUGCAAUUUUCUUGUUUAUUACAACGUCGUUAUCUUAUGAAUAUUUAUGAAUCGAGGAAUGUAACAUAUCAGUAAUUGGGAAUUAUAUUCGCGUAUAUAGUACAAAAUGUUAAUAAAAAGGCUUGAAAAACCGUUUACAAUAAUACACAUUUAAUUAUAUUUAUAUUACAAAUCGCAUUUUCCUCUAUGAACCAACCAAUUUCAGCGCGCGACACAAUCCGUUCACAUUGACAAUUCAUUUCUUAAUUGAUAGUAGAAACAACUCAAAUUUCUUGAUUUUCUGCCUGCAAAUUUCCGCCGCUAUAUACGCGAACGCCCACAGAAGCGGCAGCAUAAGACAAUGGCUAUAAAUAGCCACCGUUUAAAAAUCCUCUAUGUACAACUUAGGUACUUUUACUCAACGAUUUCUUUGACGACAAAAAAAAAAACAAAAAAAAAACAAAACAACAAAAAAAAAAAAACAAACCCAACAACAACACAAACCAAACAAGGUUCAGACAGAAACAUUUACCCUUGUUCCCGAUAUAUUCUACAAUUGAAUUUAAAGGAUUUAAAACCUAUAUUACCAGAAAACCAGAAACCUCUUAUUACAAUAGCUAAUCAAUUCCUGUAGUUCGAAUAUAUUGUAAAUAUAACAAUAUUGACGGUACAAAAUGUAAUGCAAUGUUUUAUUCUGUUUAUAGAAAAAUGGCUACAGUGAAAAGUUUUUUGAAUGAAAUAGAAAGUAUAUGCGAGUGUAACAUAUGCUGUGUUGAAUAUGACGAAGAAAAACACGUUCCCAGAGUUCUACCAUGCCAGCAUACAGUUUGUACUGAUUGUUUGAUUAAACAUUGCAGACGUCAUAAACUAAAAUGUCCUUUUUGUAAUCAUGAACACAAUGUUAGGAACGGAGAUGUAAAAGGUUUCCCGAAAGAUAACACCAGACGUGAUUUGAAGGAGCUAUUGGAGAAAUUUUCUCAGUCCUUGUGUGGUGUUUGCCAACAGCAUGAUCAUGUGAAAUAUUUCUGUGCCACAUGUAACAUUCGACUGUGCCGAGAAUGCUACAAGAAAAAGAAAGCAAGCAAUUGUAACACACAUACUGUUGAUAUUAUUGAUGACUCCCAGGGAACACCAGACACAUCGUUGGAUUCCACAGAAAAUAAUCCAAAGAGUGUCUGUCUACUUACUGAUCAUGAGAAGAAUGAGCUGAAGUUUUUCUGCUCUGAAAAAUCCUGCUCUACGCCAGUUUGUGCCAACUGUAUCGUGGAGUCGCAUAAGACUCAUGACAUUAAGGCAGUCAAAGACGAAUAUGCGAAUCGUAUGAACUGUAUGCAAGGGAGUUGUAAAACAACUCGCGAGAAAAUCGCAAGUGCAAAGAAUCUUUUAGAAAUUGUAGAAAAAGAAUAUGCAUCAUUGAAGGAUACGGACAGAAGGGGCAAAGAAAGUUUGGAAGCAGUGGCAAACGAAGGAAUUAAAUACAUAAAUAAUUAUCAAGAAACUGCUAAACAAAAGACGCAUGAGAUGUUGCAGACUAACUUGAAUAUGUUAGAGAGAAGAAAAGAACAACUGCAGAAUUUCAUUGAAAAUGCCACAGAAUGUUGUGCCAUUUCAGAAGAAGCUCUGACUGGAAAUAAUGCCGUCGCAUUUUUGUCGGUAGAAAGGACUUUGACAGAAAAAUUGAAUGGUUUCAAACAGUCUGACGUUGAUACGCCGUUAGACACAAUACCAAAAGAAGACUUGAAAUUACAAAUUCCUAUCGUUGAACUUCAAGAAAGAAUAAACAGAAUGACUAGAGAAGGCCAUGCAAUAAAUGAUGGUAGACGACCCUGGACCGUCUUUUUCGAAGAGUAUGAAAUGCCACCAUUUUCAGCUAUUCUUGCUACAUUGCUUGCAGUUAUUUCUAUAGUGUUGUGGCUUAACCCCUUACCUUAUACACUCUUCUUCAACACCGACCGUUCCUAUUUGGCAUUUGAUAGCAGUCAGACGUCACUGAUGUGCUUAACGACUGACAGGAGGAUGGCAUCAUCCACACCAAUAAAGAACACCAAGCAGACUUGUGGUAGUAAACAAAGCCGGUACAUCUUUAAUGGGGCCUUUACCAACAAAUCAUUCGUGUAUGGAAAUGGUGAACACUUCAUUUAUCGAAUUCACGUGUCUGAAAUUAAACGAUACUACCCUGGCCAAACUCUUUUUGAAUUCGGAAUUUCGAAGAGUUCCAUAGACAGAAGAAAUAUUCUAGGACCAUCCUCUCAAGAUUUGUAUGGAUGGUCUCUUAAGAUAUUGAACAAAAACCGAGAUUACACACUGAUAAACACUGAUGGACGAAUUGUGUAUACAGGUGUUAUUUCCGUUUUUGACGAGGAGACUUUUACAUUUCGCGUAAACUUGAAACCCAAUAGAACCGUAACGUUAGAAAUACAAAACAAGAAUGUCAAAUCUUAUAAAAAAUUGGAUGAAACUAGGUCAAUUAAAGGCAAAAAGUGGGGAUUUGUAAAAUCAUGUUAUUCGUACGAUGCUCACGUAACCUCUCGUACUUUAAAUGACAAUAUUGCUUUUAAUAGAUCUACACUCUACCCCCAUCUUUAUAUAUCAACCAAUAACAAGACAAUUUCAAACAAAAUCGCCCCCUCUUUAUUACAGAAGCGAAUCGUCAAGGGUAGCAAUUAUCAAGACAUCAUGCUCCUUAACUGUAGAAACAAAUGCGUUUAUGUUCUAGAAUUCAAGGUGAACUCUCCCCAUGAUCAUAAGAUUUUAUCAUUGGUUCUAACUAAUUCACAAUUUUUACCAUCAGCAUAUUAUAAUGUAUCUCUGUUUUCGUAUGUUUCUUGUAAUGUUAAUCGGUUAUUCACAGGGACAUCUCCCACACAUUGCUUAUCUGUAGAUAAUGAGCUAUCGUCCUAUUCAGUAGAAAUGAAAUCCAACAAGUGGCAUUCUUUGGCAAUCAUGGUGAAUAGAAACCGCCAUUCAGCCUCGUUCCUUUUGGGAGGAAAGGUAAUUGAAAUACAAGACGGUUUCAUAUUUGAAAGAGGAACUCCUAUUUUGCGUUGGAAUGUGGAAAACAUGCAUGAUAAUGUAGAAAUUCGGUUAGGCGACAGGCAAGAUUACGAUAUUUUGACAUGGUUCCUGAACUACAUUAUUUCUCCUUACACGGCUGAUUUAUUGUCGUGGAUUCCAAUUUCUCGUAUAUAUCUCGCGUGUCUUAUAACAGUUAUGUGGCCUGUCAUAAAAGACCUGUUCGAUCAUUUCAACAGAAUCGGACUAAGAACUGACAAUGUAGAGAGAAGACGUAGAGGACGCCGCCGGAGACUGUAAUGACGUCACACAAGGAAACUGUUUUCAUAUGCAUUUCUCGUUUAAUGUUGUAUACACGUGUUCUUAUAUUACAUCACCUUUCUCUAAUAAGUUCUGAAUGAGAAUACAUUCGUUAGUUGGGUAUGUGCAGGUUAUGAUUUAGCUAUAGAAAUAACAGGACCUGUUCUGAAAAAAAAAAUUGAGCGACUUAUAAAACAAUACACCUAACUCAUCAAAGAACAAACAGUUUGAUAAGGUUAGACGUUUUACAGUGUGAGUAGUUGUUUCAAAAGGUGGCGUAUACAAGAGUGGAAGGGAUACAAUUUCCUCUGUCAAAAUGCAAAAUAUUUUGUCCGUCUGUCUGUCUAUACGUCUGUCCGCAUAAUCUUGUCCACUUUCUCCUCCGUAACUGCAAUAGAUGCAAAUCGAACGUAUUGGUAUUUGACAAGAUAAGGUAUGUAGUUAAUCUAUUUCUUUAAAUUUGGGGACUGACCCUUGUGGUGGGUGGAAAAUAGACGGAGUUCAAACAUUUUGUCUUUGCUUUUCUGUAUCUAUAUCAGUUUCAUUCGAUAGUAGCAUGUUAAUGUUGUGAUAAUAGUUGUAAUAAUACGUGGAUAAAAUGGACAUUUAAAUGAUUAUAGUAUAUUGAUUGAUUGAUUGUACAUUGUGUAUAUUUUAACGUCCCUCGAGAAUCUUUCACUCAUAUGGAGACGUGAUUAUAAUGUAUAUCAAAUUUUAUCAUAAAAUUUAUGAUUUAGUAAUUGUGUUUGUGAAUUUAAACUUUGGGAUAAACUGGAUGAAAAUUCUCAAGUAUUACAGACAAAAUGAUUCAUGUAUAAUGAUGUAUAUGUGCAUGUAUUAAAACUUGCUUUGCUUGA
Ostrea edulis (European flat oyster) is the source of this 5203-nucleotide messenger RNA. Its product is annotated as tripartite motif-containing protein 45-like. Gene Ontology annotation, molecular function: zinc ion binding. The coding region runs from base 1719 to 4346 and encodes 875 amino acids. The transcript is spliced from 3 exons. The record is from RefSeq and is a predicted model, not a curated record. Lineage: Eukaryota; Metazoa; Mollusca; Bivalvia; Ostreida; Ostreidae.